Messenger RNA from Caenorhabditis bovis, 1245 nucleotides. The record is from the annotation of a GenBank genome assembly. Lineage: Eukaryota; Metazoa; Nematoda; Chromadorea; Rhabditida; Rhabditidae.
AUGUUGGCGAGCUGCUCGAAAAGUUUGCCGAGAGGUCAAAAUUUGGGCAUCUCGACGUGUUCGCCGGAUUUGAAAGGUCCGCGCAAUUACGUGAAUCGAAGGACCGGACGCGGUUCGGGCUACGGGGUCCUGCCGCGAUUCGAAUGGCGAUAUGAGAGAGCGACGGGAAGGAAUUUUCAAAAAUCGUUCGGAUUGCGAUUCGGAUUCGAUAUGGGUCUCGAAGAUCGAUUGUUGCUUUCGUCGUUGGCGAAUAAGCAGAGAAGAUUGGAUGGCAAGAAGAUGAAGCAGCUCGCGACGAUUCUCGAGGAGCGCAUUUCGGAGGUGAUGUCGACGGAUGAGACGUUGGCGUGUUUGGCGCUUCAGCUCACCAAAGUCACCGUCGACAAAUGGUUUUCGGUGGUGAAUGUGCAUUGGAUGUGUCGCGGCGACGGCGAUGACUAUGUGAAGCGAACGUUGGAUGAAGCCCGACAUCAGCUGAGGCGAAAGACUGGUGAAAUUAUUGGAAUCACGUGUCCCGAGAUUCGAUUCAUUGGCGAUCGUACGAAUUUAAUGGAACUGGAAAUGGACAAUUUGUUCAGAAACGCCGAUUAUGGAGUUGAUUAUCGGACGUUGAGUCGGAGUGCGAGAGUUCUUGGGAAUGCAAAGCCCGACGAUGAGCAGAAAACUGGAAGCGCCAGGAAAGUGAUGAAGAAUUUUGCGGAUUUUGAGUUUAUGAAUGCUCCGCAUAAAGUUGCGGCUGAUAAUAACGUUGAAACGAGCCGCGGAUGGUGGUUUUCGAAUGAGGAGACGAUGAGCUUUUCGUCGCGAGAGCCCACAAAUAUUGCGAUUGGAUUCGACGAAUCGAUCGCCGAAGUUUUGAAGUUUAUUGAGCAAAACGGCCCAUUUGAUGGUUUAAUGGGAUUUAGUCAAGGCGCUUCGAUGGCUCAUUUGCUCAUUGCCAAGGCGCAACUUGGCGAGAUUGAUCUGAAAGGCAUUCGAUUUGCGAUAUUCUUCUCGGGAUUCUUGAGUCUCUCGACGAUGCAUGACAAUCUGACGCAAUUGAGAAUCGUUGAUCUACCAUCGCUUCAUCUAUACGGAAACGCUGAUGAGAUUGUGGCGAGCUCGAAAAGUGAGCUGUUGGCGGAUCGCUUCGAAAUUCCGGCGAUUCGAAUCAAUCACGAAGGCGGCCAUUUUGUGCCGACACUAUCGAAACAGCGAGCAAUUGUGAAUGAGUUUUUGCAACGAAUUUGUAAUAAUAAGAAAUAG